UUCUGACAGUUGGUAGGUCUUUUUCCGGUCCUCUUUCUUUCACUUUUGGAAACAAGAUGCCUCCAAAGAAGGAUUCAAAGUCUUCGGCUAAACAGCCCCAAAAAACCCAAAAGAAGAAGGAAGGGUCUGGCGGUGGCAAAGCCAAGAAGAAGAAGUGGUCUAAGGGAAAAGUCCGUGACAAGUUGAACAACCAAGUCUUGUUCGACAAGGCCACUUACGACAAAUUGUACAAAGAAGUACCGUCAUACAAGCUGAUUACUCCCUCAGUGGUGUCUGAAAGGCUGAAGGUCAGGGGAUCUUUGGCAAGGAGGGCCUUGAUUGAACUCCAACAAAAAGGUUUAAUUAAGCAGGUUGUCCAACAUAGGGCACAGCUUAUUUACACCAGGACAACUAAGGGAGAUGAUCCAGUAGCUUAGGAUGUGUUUUAUUUCUAAUAUAAGUUAAAAAAAUCAA
Anthonomus grandis grandis is the source of this 453-nucleotide messenger RNA. It is a transcript of the gene RpS25, whose product is annotated as 40S ribosomal protein S25. Gene Ontology annotation, cellular component: cytosolic small ribosomal subunit. Bases 57 to 416 code for a protein of 119 amino acids. The transcript is spliced from 4 exons. Gene Ontology annotation, molecular function: structural constituent of ribosome. Lineage: Eukaryota; Metazoa; Arthropoda; Insecta; Coleoptera; Curculionidae. The record is from RefSeq and is a predicted model, not a curated record.